Nicrophorus vespilloides is the source of this 1133-nucleotide messenger RNA. RefSeq names its product ras-related protein M-Ras-like. Bases 145 to 747 code for a protein of 200 amino acids. The transcript has 4 exons. Gene Ontology annotation, cellular component: plasma membrane. Gene Ontology annotation, biological process: signal transduction. The record is from RefSeq and is a predicted model, not a curated record. Gene Ontology annotation, molecular function: GTP binding; GDP binding; GTPase activity. NCBI's taxonomy places the organism in Eukaryota, Metazoa, Arthropoda, Insecta, Coleoptera, Silphidae.
ACGCAGCCAGCUGUCAGGUGACUGAUCGAUAUCUACUGGUGUUUUCAUCGUUACGCGCCUGCUUCGAUUAAUUGGGUGUUGUUGUUCGAUCGAGCCGUCGUCGUCGUCGUCUUGGUCCAUCCUCGUCCACAGCAUCAUCACGAAAUGACGAAACCUCCGAACGAUAAUCUUCCGACCGUCAAACUGGUGGUCGUCGGUGAUGGUGGUGUUGGUAAAAGUGCCAUCACCAUUCAGUUCUUCCAGAAGCUCUUCGUCACCGACUACGAUCCAACCAUAGAGGACAGUUAUUUGCAGCAUGUGGACGUCGAUGGUCAAUGGUGCAUCUUGGAUGUGCUGGACACUGCCGGACAGGAGGAGUUCAGCGCCAUGAGGGAACAGUACAUGAGAAAAGGUGAUGGUUUCCUUCUGGUCUACUCCGUCACUGAUAAGAACAGCUACGAGCACAUACCACAUUUCCACACCCAGAUAUUGAGAGUCAAAGACAGGGAUGUUUAUCCAAUGCUCUUGGUGGCCAACAAAGUGGAUCUGGUACAUCUGCGCAAGGUGACUGAGGAGCAGGGAAGAGAACUUGCCCACAAAUUGGGCAUACCUUACAUCGAGACAAGUGCCAAAGAUCCACCACUUAACAUUGACGCCACUUUCCACGAGGUGGUGAGAAUUGUCCGAAAUGAGGCAGCCACUAAGGACAAGAAGAGGCGCAAGUUCAGACAGAUCAAGAAGAAGAUGGAGAAUUGCGUGAUCAUUUGAAGGGGCCAACGUCCUCUGUUUGAAUGGCACUAACAAACAAACAAACAACAAAAAAAAAGCUAAUUUAUGUCUAUUGUCUUGUCUGUCUCUAUUUCUGUCUAUCGAUUCGCACACACACAACUCAAUGUUUCAUAUAUUUACCAAAGCCACAGGAAACUACACUUCAUACUAUAUUUAUAUACAAAAACAAAACUAAUUAAGGAUACAGAAGAGAAAACAAAAUAUAUUUGGACCCGUGUCGUAGCAACGACAAUAAGCGAAACAAUAUAUGUCUGAUGGUGACGUUGGAUACCAAAGAUUUGUUCUUGACAAUUGUUUUUUUUUAGGACCAAAAUUUGCUCAUCAUACGGAAAUUUUGAAUCGUAAGGCCUAAAAAUGAAUGAAAG